Molecule: messenger RNA, 582 nt
Organism: Sparassis crispa
Lineage: Eukaryota; Fungi; Basidiomycota; Agaricomycetes; Polyporales; Sparassidaceae
Exons: 1
Coding region: 1-582 (193 amino acids)
Source: RefSeq, a predicted model, not a curated record
AUGGAUCCGAACACGACGCUUUCGAGUGCGCAGUCGCCGCAAACGACUGCAGAGGCCGCCGCCAUGCGCGACAUUCCUUAUCGCGAGGCUGUAGGCUCGUUGAUGUACGCGUCGCUCGGUACACGGCCGGACAUCACAUAUGCCGUCUCGUCCCUUUCGCGGUUCUCAGACAACCCCGGGAAAGCACACUGGGAAGCUGUCAAGCGUGUCUUCAGGCAUCUGUCGGGCACAAAGGACUUGAAGCUUACCUACGGAGCGCAGGAACUGGACCUGGUGGGCUACACGGACGCGGAUGGCUCCAUGCACGAAGAUCGGAAGGUGUUCUCGGGCUAUGCUUUCCUCAUCGACGGCGGCGCGGUCUCUUGGAGUUCCAAACGCCAGGAGAUCAUUGCGUUGUCGACGACCGAGGCGGAGUAUGUGGCAGCGACGCAUGCAGCAAAAGAAGCGCUUUUGCUACGCUCCCUAAUGGUCGAAGACAAGGAGGUUCUCGCCCAUCUCACGCCUCUAACGUUGGACUUUCUCCGGGAAAGUCGAUUGGUGAAGAGACGGCGGGAGGGGAGGACUACUGACAGAUCACUUUGA